Messenger RNA from Brassica napus (rape), 2731 nucleotides. RefSeq names its product protein ZINC INDUCED FACILITATOR 1-like. The transcript is spliced from 14 exons. The record is from RefSeq and is a predicted model, not a curated record. The coding region runs from base 832 to 2271 and encodes 479 amino acids. Gene Ontology annotation, biological process: transmembrane transport; regulation of stomatal closure. Gene Ontology annotation, molecular function: solute:potassium antiporter activity. Gene Ontology annotation, cellular component: plant-type vacuole membrane; plasma membrane. Lineage: Eukaryota; Viridiplantae; Streptophyta; Magnoliopsida; Brassicales; Brassicaceae.
CCCAUAUAUCAAAACCGAUUUGAAUCCGGCACACAUUUGAAUUUUAUCGGUUACUUAUAAAUAUUUAAUUAUAUGAUCCGAACUAACCAAAAUUCGAUUGAAACUGAUCCAAAAUAAAACAGAAAAAUUGAGAUGCCUAUAUAUUUUCAAAUAUCUGAAACAUGAAAAAUUCAAGAUAGAAAUCGUUACAAACAUUAUCCAAAGAUCCGAAAUCAUGAUUUGGUGCACACUUUUAAUUAAAAAAUAUCUUGUGGUGUGUGCACAGUAUUAAACUAUUAAUGAGAUGAAAAGACAUCAUACUGAGUUUAGGUUGCUUUACUUUUCACUUUGUAAUGCAUACUUCUAUACUAGAAAACUUAGGAUCCUUGUAAAUAAUUGAUUGAGUACCAAGUAGUCAUAAUGAGAGAUAGUCCCCCUCAAUAUUUAUACUCAUGUUUGGAUUGGAUUUUUUUUUUCCCCUGUCUAUAUCGCAUGUAAACUUUUAUACUUUAUAACUAAUCAUAAUAAAAAUAAGACGUCCCACACUAUUUAUUGAUUUCCUACUUAUUACUAUAAACAUGUGAGAUAAAUAUUAGAAGAAAAGUAAAAAAUGACAAUUGAUCAUAAUAAGUAAUUUACCAAAUUCGACCUUAUAAUGACCUUUUUACCCAUUAGCUCCACUAUAUAUACACGCUCUUAAUACACAUAUAUUCGAAUCUGUGUGGUUUUAUUUCGAAGGAUUUUGAAAUAUUCCGUUACCGUAUUUUGACAUUCUUUCCUUUAAAUUCCGGAUUGCUUGGGGUUAUAAGGUUGGGAUUUCCUUGUGGUGGAUUCGAAUUUGGAACGUGGAAAAUGGCUAAGGAGUACAAGGAGGCGUUGUUGGAGAAGCACUACCACGAGGGAUGUCCUGGUUGCAAGGUGGAGAAGAUGAAGGAGGUCCGUCGAGGAUAUCCUUACCUGGAGCUCUCCUUCAUCUGGAUCGUAAUACUCUCCACAUCUCUUCCCAUUUCUUCAUUGUACCCCUUCCUCUAUUACAUGAUUGAAGACUUCGGUGUUGCCAAGACAGAGAAAGACAUUGGAUAUUAUGCUGGCUUUAUAGCGUGCGCAUUCAUGUUUGGACGAGCACUGACAUCAAUUUUCUGGGGAAUAAUGGCUGAUCGAUAUGGAAGAAAGCCUAUCAUUCUCUUGGGAACCGUCACAAUUGCUGUGUUCAAUGCUCUAUUUGGCAUGAGCACGAACAUAUGGAUGGCCAUUGCGACUAGGUUUAUGCUUGGCAGCUUUAACUGCCUUCUUGGAACCAUGAAGGCAUAUGCUACGGAGAUCUUCCGUGAAGAAUACCAAGCGACGGCAAUGUCAGCGGUCAGCACGGCUUGGGGAAUUGGCCUCAUCAUUGGCCCAGCUCUAGGAGGAUUUUUAGCACAGCCUGCAGACAAAUAUCCGAGUGUCUUCUCCAAAGAAUCCAUCUUUGGCAGGUUCCGUUAUGCCUUGCCUUGUUUUACGAUAUCAGCUUUCGCACUGGUCGUGACAGCACUGUGCUGUUUCAUUCCGGAAACACUGCACAAUCAUAAGCUGGACAACACUUCAGAUGAUGACUCAAUCGAAGUACUUGAAGCUGCAUCUCUUGAAUCUACCGGGAAGACAGGAAACAACAAAAAGGGGUCUCUGUUGAAGAACUGGCCCCUCAUGUCAUCUAUCCUAGUCUAUUGCGUUUUGUGUCUGCAUGACACAGCGUAUUCUGAGAUAUUUGCUUUGUGGGCAAAUAGUCCUAGUAAGUACGGAGGUUUGGGAUACUCAACGAAUCAUGUUGGUACUAUUUUAACAAUCUCAGGUCUCGGCCUAUUUGCUUUUCAGGUCAUCCUUUAUCCAUCAGCCGAGAGACUGCUAGGAGCCGUGCUGCUCACCCGUUUAGCUGGGGCACUGAUGAUACCUGUUCAGUUGAGCUACCCCUUUAUAGCUCAUCUCUCAGGUGUCAGUAGAAGCAUACUAUUGAGUUUUGCUUCUAUCCUAGUCAAUGUAUUCAGCGUCUCCGCCAUAACCGGCAUGGUGAUUCUGCAAAACCGAGCCGUGGAUCAGCACCAGAGAGGUGCUGCCAACGGACUUGCGAUGACUUCCAUGUCACUCUUCAAAACCGUUGGACCAGUUGGUGCUGGAAUACUUUUUUCUUGGAGUGAAAGGAGAAAAGAUGCUGCUUUCUUACCAGGACCCCACAUGCUCUUCUUCUUUCUUAACCUGAUGGUUAUUGUAGGAGUAUCUCUUACCUUCAAGCCCUUUCUGGUCACAACUAGAAGGUGAACUUCAGUGAAAGUGGUGCUAGGAAAUGUAUGGAUUCGUGGUUGCUUCCUUUUAGUUCUAGUUCGAAAUAAACCAAAGGAUUUCCAGUUUCUUUAUUUCCUUGUCUUGUCUGAUUGAAGUUAUCGGUUUGCUACUGUAAUCAGAUUUCCUUCGGUUACCGUUUUAAUAUAAACUAGACUUUGAUCCGCGUUAAUUUUUCAUUUUACAGCUUUUACUUCAACCCCUGUUCAGAAACGCGCUAGGCGUUAAUCGGGCGGUAGGGUUGGGCCUAGCACAUAAAGAGAAAAUCGGAGAUUAGUCGGAAAUUAUACGGGGCAAAAUUUUUAAAUGGUUUACUAUGUUAUAAAACAUGUUAAUCUUUAAUUGUGUAUAACAUUAAUACAUUUUCAUGUUUAAGAUUGUAUAAAACACACAAAUGGAAUAUAUAAACUUAAUAUAGUGUAAUUUUCAUCAAAAUUAU